This is a messenger RNA of Rhizophagus irregularis DAOM 181602=DAOM 197198, 1041 nucleotides long. The record is from RefSeq and is a predicted model, not a curated record. NCBI's taxonomy places the organism in Eukaryota, Fungi, Glomeromycota, Glomeromycetes, Glomerales, Glomeraceae.
AUGGGUAAUCCUUAUAGAGAUAUGAAGGACAUUAAGCUCACUUGUCAUCUCGUUCGAGACUUUGAAGAAAUUUUUGGAUGUUCCAGUCUCGCUGAGAAAUUUGAUAUUGAAAUUAACUCUAGCGAUUACGUUGAUUCUCUUAAAGAUAAAAUCUAUGAAGUCAUCAAGCAGAAAAAUAAUAUUUUCCCCGAUAUUAAGGCUGAUGACUUAAUGCUAUGGAAGGUACAAAUUCCUAAUGAUGAUGAAAACGAAUUUUUAAGCCUUGAAUUACAAGAAGGUGAAGAGAGGUAUGCAAAGAAACUCAGAAAAAUUAUUAGCAAUUAUUGGAAUGGUGAGAAACUUCCAAAAGUAGGAUAUAUUCAUGUUAUUGUCGAUUCGCCAUUGAUGAGAGCAAAUCAACAAAUGGCAAAUUUGGCAAUUAAUCGAGACAUGAUCAUAAUUUUAACACGCUCUAUGUAUGAAGAAACGACCAAAAUUACUCUUCACAGCGUCGUUAGAAGUUUAGGUACUUGUGGCUUUUUCGAGAUAGAAAUAGAAAAAAAUGAACGUAUUGUCGAUCUUAAGGAGAUCAUUAUGAAAAAAUAUUAUAAGUCCUUUUCGGAUAAUGAUUUCUAUGGCAUUAGGUUAUGGAAAGUGGAAGUAUCCUUUGAAAAUAAAGCAAUAUUUGAUAAUCUCAAAAAUAAUAAAGAGGCCAGUACCGUUAGGAUAAUGUUAAAUGGUGAGGAGCAAUAUGGAUCGGAAAAUAUUGAAGAUACGUUUGGAAACCCACCUAAAAACUAUUACAAUUUUGUCAUUCAAGGUUAUUGCUACAAAUGUAAGAUAUGCCUUGAUAGAUCAUUUAAAUUACAUGAAAUUUCUGAUUUUCAUAUAAACAACGUAAACAACGAGAAUGCAGGUGAAAAUGGACCUGAAUAUGGAAACGAGGAUGAAGGAGAUUCCUCACCAACUGAAUCUGAAUUUGUGGGAAAUUUAAAAAAUGUUCACAAAUACAUUGAUAUGGAUGAAUCUGGUUAUAAUAAUGUAAUUGGUAAAUAUUUAUAG